This is a messenger RNA of Strongylocentrotus purpuratus (purple sea urchin), 4935 nucleotides long. Its product is annotated as ubiquitin carboxyl-terminal hydrolase 48. The coding region runs from base 154 to 3399 and encodes 1081 amino acids. The record is from RefSeq and is a predicted model, not a curated record. NCBI's taxonomy places the organism in Eukaryota, Metazoa, Echinodermata, Echinoidea, Camarodonta, Strongylocentrotidae. Gene Ontology annotation, cellular component: nucleus; cytosol. Gene Ontology annotation, molecular function: cysteine-type deubiquitinase activity; protein binding; cysteine-type endopeptidase activity. The transcript has 26 exons. Gene Ontology annotation, biological process: protein deubiquitination.
UGAAAACACUGUGUGUGAAUUUUCUCGCGCGAACGAUUUUCACUUGUUUGUUGCGAAAUCAGCCGUACUGUUGCCGCCGAUCUCAAACUUAGUUUGCUAUGCCAACGUUUUUAUCUAAAAUUGUUUGUUAUUAGGGAGAAAACAGCUAUUGAAAUGCCAAGCAAAUCGGCUUCAGACAAAGAAAUUUGGCGAUGGACAGAAACAACCUCUCCAGACGAAGUGACGGAGGAGCAUGUUCGGGUCGCUUAUCGUGUGAAUCUCCCAAUUUGUUCAACGUCGUGCAGACGAAACUGCAAAGGCAAUCCCAACUGCCUGGUGAAUCUGGGCGAGAAGGAAUGGCUAAAGGAGAUCAGAGAUGAGCACUGGUAUCAGAUGGAUGACCCCGAAGAAGAAAAGAGAACAAAGGAGGACUUAGUCGGAUUGAAAAAUCUUGGUGCAACGUGUUAUGUCAACACUUUCUUACAGGUUUGGUUUCACAACCGUCAAUUUCGAGAAGCCAUUUACAAGUGGAGGCCGUUGGAUAAAGAAUGGGGAAAAGAUCAACCGCUUGAAGAUGGAGUGUUGGCUGCCAUUCCCGACGAAUCUCUACAACCAACUUCAAUAUGUGGUCACUUACAACUCCUCUUUGCAUUGUUACAGUUCAGCAAGAGAAGGUACAUUGAUCCUUCAAAUUUCAUCAAUUGCCUGGGACUGGAUGCAGCUCUACAGCAGGACGCUCAAGAGUUCAGCAAGCUUCUGAUCUCCUUGCUGGAGGGCACACUGAAAGAACAACCUAAUGCUCGGGUACGGAACGUCAUCGAGCAGCAAUUCAGCGGACAAUAUUCAUAUGUUACAAGGUGCAAUCACUGUGGCAACUGUUCUGAGAGGCCGUCUAGGUUCUACGAGCUCGACCUCAACAUCAAAGGUCACAAACAGCUGGAAGACAGUCUGAGUGAGUUUCUGAAGGAGGAGAAGCUAGAGGGCGCUAAUCAGUAUCUUUGUGAGAAGUGUAACUGUAAGAGGAAUGCAACAAGAUGCAUUAAGCUUCAGACUCUGCCACCGGUACUCAAUAUCCAACUCUUAAGAUUUGUGUUUGACAGACAUAGUGGAACGAAGAAGAAGCUGAACAACUUUCUACAGUUCCCUGAGGAGAUUGACAUGUCCAAACACCUUGCCAGGAGAGACAACAGUGCUAUGUACGAUCUAGAGGCUGUACUGAUACACAGGGGGCCUACUGCUUACUCUGGUCAUUACGUGGCCCACAUCCGUAGCCAUGGUGACGGAGGGGUGUGGUUCAAGUUCAACGAUGAGGAGAUUCAGAAGAUGGAGGGAAAGAAUCUAAAGCUAGGCUGUGAGGAUGAACUCUCCGCAGGAAAGGAAGGCAAGAGACCCAAAGUACCAAAGGGAAACCAUGCAUCCAAGAAUGCUUACAUGUUGGUCUACAAAAGAAGGUCCACAGACCAGAGAGGAACAGAGAGUCAUGUGGAUAAUUCAACAACCACCAGCAACGUUGAGAGCCUACCAGACUAUUUGCAGGAGCUGAUCGGGCGUGAUAAUGAGAAGUUUGAGGACUGGUUGAGGGAGAUGGUGGCAAUGAGAACCAGGAAUGUGGAGUCUGGAAGAAGGAUGCAGCAGGAAAUACAAACCAUCUACAAGCAGAUCCAUCCUGAAGAUGAUGGCAGAUGUGAUUGGAUAGCAACGGAAUGGCUGAAGAAAUGGUUACACGAGGAUGAAACUACGGGGUCAAAGGUUGGCCCGAUCAACAACUACAAGUUUGAAUGCAAACACAAGAAUCUUGAUCCACACAAAGUAAAGGAACUCAAGAGGAUAAGUUCAAAAGCAGCUGACCUGAUGUUUGCAAAGUAUGGUAGUGAUGGGCUACAACUCAGAAUGACCCAGUCUAAGAUGUGUCUAGCAUGUGUCAAGCAGAAAUGCCAGGUUAUGAGGAUCCAAGCCCAGCUGGUCGCCGAUCAGAAGUUUGUCACAGACAACACCAAAGCAAAAUGUCAAAGUGAGGAUGGGUUCUGGGUGGGUAAGGACUCUCUAAAGCAGUGGAAGAGAAUGGCAGUAGAGAAGGUAGAAUCUCAGUUUGAUGGAGAAGGAGGAGGAGGAGCGACAGAAGGAGAAGAGGAUAUGGAGAUCGAUGAUGAAGACCAGGCAUUGCCUAAUGGCAAAUCGUCUGCAGAUGGAGCCACUGAGGGAGGAGAGAAUGGAGCCCCUCCAAAAGAAAACGGAGAGCGUAAAGAUGAGCAGGAUGAAGAGGAAGAGGAAGAGGAUGAAGAACCACUGGUAUUCAACGAAGACCUUCUUUGCCCCCAUGGGAACCUGAGCACAGACAUGAGUCAGAGGAGACUGGUCUUUGCACCAGUGUGGGAGGUCCUCCGCAAAUACUUCCCGGAAUCCUCAGAGUUUAAAGCCGACAGCCAGCACUGCCUGCAGUGUCAUCUUGCAGAUGCGGAGGACGCAGAGCAAGCACAGCAGAGAUGUGAUCUUGCCACAGAACAGAAGAAAUCCCUCUCACAGCUCUUUCAUGGAAGGAGUAGACCUGCAUGGAAGAAGGGAGAAUCCAUGGAAGUGUACGUUGCCCCACUUCCCUUUGUGGAGGCGUGGCGGAGCUUUCUACGGCACCCGGUCAAAGCAGAUCUCCCGACCGACAUCGUAAACAGUUCGUUCAUCUGCGCUCACAAUGGUCUGAUCUUAGAUCCAAGCACCAUCUCACCCAUUGAUGAAACAUCAGGAGUUGCGUUAGUAUGGCCCUACGAAUGGGAGAUACUGAAAGCAAACUUCAUCGUAGAUCAACCCAUUAGGAUAUGGAAGGUGAUUGCGGACGAGCCUUGCUUCAUUACAGAACCAGAUCUUUGCCAGACGUGCUCCCAGGAGAGACAGCUAGCCGAGCACCAGGCAAGGUUCACUUACUCCGGGGUCAAGCUCUACAUCCGCAAGUACAUGCCAGAGGUCGGCGAGAACGCCAAAGCUGCAAUCAACUUCCUCAUGGAGGCUACGUCUCCAGGUGGAUCCAGCGAUCAGGAGAACAAGGAUCCUGAUUUCCAGCAGAAUGAUCCCAAGCGAAUGAAGUUGGAACUAGACAACAGCUCGAGCUCUAGGAGGAGUUCACGACACAGACGAGUAAGAGGGGAGAAAGAAGUCAUGGUCUCGUCAACAAACACACUCAAAGAACUCAAGAUAAAGGUCAUGCAUGCAUUCAGCGUAGCACCCUUUGAUCAGACCCUGCUGUUCAGGGGGAAACCCCUCCAGGAUAAUGAAGCAACUCUAAGUCAUCUGGGGGUCAUGCCCGAGGCCUUAAUCACGCUGAUCGUAGACAGCCCCAUAUGUGAGGACCCCCUUGCCAUGGAUGAGAUUGCCAGAGCAUCGUCAGUACCAGAGGCAGGUUUCAAAGGAACUGGCCUGCAAAGCAGUUGACCCCCAACCUUUGACCUUUGACCUCAGUGACUGAAAAUGCAGCAAGUGGCCGGGUAGGGGUGUUUCAGGGAUGUACAGUGCACAUCAGAGAGAGAAAGAUAUAUGCUAGACAUUGUGUGAUUACAAAUUGUAUUUGUGAAAGAAAAUGUGGAAAGAUAUUAAAGAUGACCAUGGUAAAACAUGACAUAUAGAAGGAUAUAUGCUAGGUAUUGUGUGUUUACAAAUUAUAUUUGUGAAGAAGAUGGGGGAAAAUGAUUAAUGCAGGUACGCGGUAGACUAAAGGCUCACUCAGACACGACAAAACUGGCAGUUUUUCAAGAUGACAUUAAAUGUACUGCUCAUUACAUUUCUGUACCAUAUAAAAAAAGCUUAGUGAAUGCAGGCAUGUCCUUAGCAGCGCACAGUAACUAUUCAUUUACACUUAAAAAAGAAGAAAAAAUGUGGCACCUUUUUGCGACCGUUACAAGUUUGCCACACAAUAUCUGAACGAGCCUUAAAGGAUAUAAGUGAAAUAGUGCUGUAAAAAAGAGUCUGGAGAUUGCAUUUUUAGGGAGACUACAUGUAGGUAAAAUAUUGAAGAUGUCUGUACUUAUACAAGGAGAAAUAUAUAUACUAGAUAGUCUGAUUUUUAAGAUUUUAUUUUAAUUCAGACAGGCAAAUAUAUAUGAAAAUAUCUGUGGCAGUACGUGAAACAGAGAAAAUAGUCUAUAUGUGCUAGAUAUUGGAUGUUUAAAAAUUGUAUAUUUUAAAAAGACGGAAGUUGAAGGUACAUAUAUUUGUGGCAGUACAGUGGCAGUACCAUGCAGAGAGUAGAGUCUACUCCAUGUAUUGUGUGCCUGAUAGAUAAGUUCCCUCAGUGCUCUUGCUGUUAUAUAGCAUUGUGAUGACAAUCCAAAAUAGUUGGCCAAAAAGCCCAAAGUUAUUGUUGCCAUGGCACCUCCCCGGAGCAGGUCUUAUGACAAUCAGAGCACUGUCUUUUAUAGUGUAAUUUGUACUCAUGAAAUGGUUGGCAGAUCAUAUGGAGAGUUUGGUUUCCUUGCCUAAAAUUAUCUGCAUUUUUUGUAGCAUACACGUUUAACUGUUAUGCCAAAUCAAUUUAUGUAGUCUCUACAGUAAAACCGAAAAUGUGUGCAGAUUGUUAACAAUUUUUGUAUCAAGAAUCUUAUCGUGAAUUUGUAAACUUUGUGAACUUUUACAGUUUUACAUUUAACACCUGUAAUAUGCUGUGAGAAUCAUGUAUCCUUCAAACCAGUUCGUUUGUGAUGGAUGUCACUGUUGUUGUUUUUCAUAGUGGGUCAUAUAUCUUUUGUACUUUUCUCUGAGCUGAAAACAGGACCCUGUUUCAUAAAAACUUGUUAUCAAUAACAAAUGCUAAAUUUCAAUAUCAAAUUUGCUCUCAGCCAAUCAAAUGCAACGAUUUCGGUAGCUUAUAACAGUUAUUGUAACUUGUUGUUGAUAACAAGUUUUGUGAAACAGGACCCAAAUGGGCUUGUACACACUGUGACUGAAAAUACACUGAUCUCAUACGUAGAAUGG